AAUUAACUGUUUCUUGUUGCAUGUAGUUUCUUGUGCUUUAUAAGAUCAUGAUUUGGUGUGUAUUGGGCAUAUUACAGAUAUUUUCCAUUUGAGAAAUUCUGAAGAUCAUUCGGUAUUAUUCUUAAAUGUCAUGUUUUUGGUGUUCAGUUUGAGACCUUUUAUCCUCAUGUACUGUUUCUGCUUAACUAUACCAUGAAUUUCUUGAGGCAGUAUUUCCAUAAGCAGCAUUUCAGAAUAAAUAGAAGCUGCAGUGAAUUGUAAUCUCUAGAGCAUUGAUGUAUUCAGAAUUUCCAAUGUAAUCUUUUUCCACUUUCUUUGGUAAGCCACACUUUCAUAUAUGUUUGUGUGUAUUAUGAAAAAAAGGCAAUAUUUAUAUAAAUAUUCAUUUUUGCAGUGUAGUAGCUGAAUCAUAUAAUAGAUCACAAUGCAGUCUAGAAAAAUACGGAGCUGAAAGAUACUAUCUCUUUUGGACAAUGGUAUUGCUUGUUUAGAAUGUUGUGUUUGUUUAUAUAUUCUGCAUGCUAGGAUUUGGAUUGCAGGAAGUGAUGGACAGCAUCAUUAGUCAACUGGUUUUGCUCACAAAAAUCAUGGCGUGAAGGUAUGGCCCAUUACAAUGACUACAUUCCACUUCUGGGAGCAAUACUAUUCUGGCUUUUUUUAUAAACAGGUUAUUAAGAACAACCUGAAUCCAGUUUGGAGACCCUUUAAAAUCUCUCUCAAUUCUCUGUGUUACAGUGACAUGGAUAAGUUGAUCAAGUUGCAUACGUAAUGGGCCAUUUGUCAUAGUAGAGUGCUAUGACUAUGAUAGUGAUGGGUCUCAUGAUCUCAUAGGAAGCUUUCAAACUACGAUGUCAAAACUGAAAGAAGCAUCCCGGUCCUCACCUGUUGAAUUUGAGUGCAUCAAUGAAAAGAAACGACAGAAGAAAAAAAGCUAUAAAAACUCUGGUAUUGUGAGCGUUAAGCACUGUGAGAUCAUAGUAGAGUGCACAUUCCUCGAUUACAUCAUGGGUGGGUGUCAACUGAAUUUCACAGUAGGGAUAGAUUUUACAGGCUCCAAUGGAGACCCUCGCUCUCCAGACUCUCUGCAUUACCUCAGCCCUAAUGGAGUUAAUGAAUACCUAACAGCCAUCUGGUCUGUAGGACUGGUCAUUCAGGAUUAUGAUACAGAUAAGAUGUUUCCAGCCUUUGGAUUUGGUGCACAAAUUCCUCCUUCGUUUCAGGUGUCACAUGAGUUCCCAUUAAAUUUUAACCCAUCAAACCCAUUCUGUAAUGGAGUCCAAGGCAUCGUUGAUGCGUAUCGGGCUUGUCUUCCUCAAGUGAGGUUAUAUGGACCAACAAAUUUUUCUCCAAUUAUAAAUCAUGUGGCAAGAUUUGCUGCUGCAGCUACACAACAGCAAACAGCAUCUCAAUACUUUAUACUCCUGAUCAUAACGGAUGGUGUGAUAACAGACCUUGAUCAGACUCGAACUGCCAUAGUUAAUGCUUCAAAAUUGCCCAUGUCCAUUAUCAUUGUUGGUGUUGGAGGAGCAGAUUUUGAUGCUAUGGAAUUUCUUGAUGGUGACGAUGGAGUUCUUAGGUUGUCAUCUGGAGAACCAGCUGUCAGAGACAUUGUCCAGUUUGUGCCAUUCAGGAAAUUCCAAAAUUCUCCAAAAGAAGCGCUGGCGCAGUGUGUCCUGGCAGAAGUCCCUCAGCAGGUGGUGAGCUACUUCAGCACCUACAAAUUGCAACCUCCCAAGAAUCCUGCUGCAAAAUAAAUGGGCUGACCAGG
Messenger RNA from Pezoporus flaviventris, 1768 nucleotides. It is a transcript of the gene CPNE3, whose product is annotated as copine 3. Gene Ontology annotation, cellular component: plasma membrane. Bases 849 to 1754 code for a protein of 301 amino acids. Gene Ontology annotation, biological process: cellular response to calcium ion; ERBB2 signaling pathway. Lineage: Eukaryota; Metazoa; Chordata; Aves; Psittaciformes; Psittacidae. The record is from RefSeq and is a predicted model, not a curated record. The transcript is spliced from 11 exons. Gene Ontology annotation, molecular function: receptor tyrosine kinase binding; calcium-dependent phospholipid binding.